This is a messenger RNA of Balaenoptera musculus (blue whale), 4618 nucleotides long. It is a transcript of the gene HHAT, whose product is annotated as hedgehog acyltransferase. Gene Ontology annotation, cellular component: endoplasmic reticulum. The coding region runs from base 180 to 1661 and encodes 493 amino acids. NCBI's taxonomy places the organism in Eukaryota, Metazoa, Chordata, Mammalia, Artiodactyla, Balaenopteridae. The record is from RefSeq and is a predicted model, not a curated record. The transcript has 12 exons. Gene Ontology annotation, biological process: protein palmitoylation. Gene Ontology annotation, molecular function: palmitoyltransferase activity.
CGGGGAAGAGGGCGGCUUCCCGGGAAGCCCGCCGCCGCCGCCGCCGCCGCCAACUCGGAGGUGCGGAGAGGGUUGUUGGGAACUCGGGGCGCGCGUGAGCGUCACCAACGCCGCCGCCCCCCGGGACAGCCCGGAGAAACUCUCAGCGUGGGCCACGGGGCCCUUUGUCACAAGGAGCAAUGCUGUCCCGAUGGGAACUGUCUUUUUACCUGUUUGCUUCCCUAGGCUUCCACUUCUAUUCUUUCUAUGAAGUUUACAAAGUCUCCAGAGAACAUGAAGAGGAACUGGACCAAGAAUUUGACCUGGAGACUGGCACUUUAUUUGGAGGAUUAAAGAAGGACCCAACUGACUUUGAGUGGAGCUUCUGGAUGGAGUGGGGCAAGCAGCGGCUGGUGUGGCUUCUCCUUGGCCACGUGGGUGUGUCUCAAGUAGCCAACCUGCUUGCAAGGAAGCACAAACCCUGGAUCCUCACAGCCUAUGGGAUGUGGGCCUGCUGGUGUGUGCUGGGGACCCAAGGCACAGCCAUGGUUCUUAUUCACACCACCAUCUCCUUCUGUGUUGCCCAGUUCCGGUCGCUGUUCCUGUCAUGGCUCUGUUCUCUCUUCCUGCUCUCUACACUGAGGCUUCAAGAUGUGGAGGAAGUUAAGAGAGGGUGGUACCAGACGGAAAAUGAGUACUACUUGCUGCAGUUCACACUGACCGUUCGCUGCCUGUACUACACCAGCUUCAGCCUGGAGCUCUGCUGGCAGCAGCCGCCGGCUGAGCGCACAUUCUGCUCCUUUCCCUGGAUGGUGGCCUAUGUCUUCUACUACCCAGUCUUCCACAACGGGCCCAUCCUCAGCUUCCCGGAGUUCAUCGCACAGAUGCAGCAGCAGGAGCAGGGCUCGCCGAAGGCCAGCCUUUCCAUCCUUGCCCUGGGGCUGGGCCGCCUCCUCUCCUGUUGGUGGCUGGCGGAGCUGAUGAUUCAUCUGAUGUACAUGCACGCCAUCUACAGCAGCACCUCCCUGCUGAGGGCCGUCUCAUGUUGGACCUUAGGAGGACUGGCGUUGGCCCAAGUGCUCUUCUUCUAUGUGAAGUACUUGGUGCUCUUUGGGGUCCCAGCUCUGCUCAUGCGCCUGGAUGGACUCACGCCACCGCCCCUCCCUCGCUGUGUGAGCACCAUGUUCAGUUUCACGGGGAUGUGGAGGUAUUUUGACGUUGGACUGCAUGAUUUCUUAGUUAGGUAUGUGUACAUUCCAGCGGGCGGGUCCCAGCACGGCCUGCUAGGGACACUGUUUUCCACUGCAAUGACAUUUGCGUUUGUGAGCUUCUGGCAUGGUGGGAAUGACUACCUCUGGUGCUGGGCAACACUCAACUGGCUGGGAGUCACCGUGGAGAACGGAGUCCAGAGGCUUGUGCAGGCGCCGCGCGUCCAGGACAGCUUGGCCCAGUUCCUCUCCCCACAAGCUCGCCGUCGAUUCCAUGCUGCCCUUGCAUCUUGUUCCACCUCCAUGCUGAUCCUGUCCAACCUGGUGUUUCUUGGGGGCAAUCAAGUCGGGAAAAUCUACUGGAAUAGGAUCUUCAUACAAGGCUGGCCGUGUGUGACCCUCUCUGUCCUGGGAUUCCUGUACUGCUACUCCCAUGUGGGCAUUGCCUGGGCCCAGACAUACUCCGCGAACUAAUGGCGCUGGGCCCUGGUCAGCCCUUUUUGCUGGCUUCCAAGACAAAUAGUGCUUCACCCUGACCUUGCACCUCAAGGUAACUUCCAGGGGACCAGUGCCUGAUCUGCUCAUCUUUUGUUGAAGUUACCUCACUCCAAGACUGGAAGUUUGAGCUCUCAUAACUUUGGGAACUUAGAGAUCAUCUUCCCAGCCCAAUCAUUUUCCUGUUGAGUAAGCUGGGGUCCAAAGCAGUAAAAUGUCUUGCCUAGCUGCACAUGGUGACAUUGUGAUCCAGAAUCCAGUCCCAAGGGCCCUUUGGGUUCUUUCUCCUUUACCAAGAAUGAAAUGUAAUAGACAUUUCUUGACUGAGGCAUAGAAAUUCUGAUUAGUGAUAGGCCUGUCCUCCACUGGGCAGUAUUUCUGAAACAUGUUGGGUCAGUGGCAUUUGAGUGUCCCCUUCCCCAUGUCCUGCAGUGUAGUCUGUAGAACCAGCACUGGGUUUAGCUUCACACUUUAGCUCCUCAGCAGGGAGGUGACAAAGCCACAGCUGUGUUUCUAAUUAUUGGGUCAGAGAAGACUGAAUAUGUUCUGUGGCAUUACAAGGAGUCAGUACCCAAGGAGAGCUGUUACUUGAGCUUCAUCAGGGUGAUCUACGUUUGGCUGCUUCUUCCCUAGAUUUGCAGAGAAGUAUAAACGUGGCAGUUCCUCUACCUGACAGUUAACUGUUUCCCAAUAAAGAAGCAGAAUUAAAAAAACAGGGAAUAGUGUAUCACAGACAGGUGCUAUCAGGCAAGUCAUAGAGGGUAAAGAUGACUUCCUGUGGUCUCUCCUCUCUUCACACAAGUCCCAGCAGUCAUCUUCCCACUGAGCGAUUUACACUCCAUGGUUUACCUUGUUUGUUUUGUUUCAAAUAAAAUGGAGCCUUUUCUAUCACAUAGAUAAUUCAUAUUUUUGUAAAAUUGUUUUGAAUAUUUUUUGAGGAAAAUGUUUAAAAUCAAAACACACUUAGCUAAUUCUGAAUUAUUCACUCUUCUGGAAAGAUGCUGACAGGCCACUAAUGGCCCCAAGUGGUAGAUAAUUCAGAAUACUUCUGUUUGGCUUUGGAUUUUUUCUUCUGAGGGGGCAGAGGGUAAGUGAAGCAGUUUCAAAAUUUGAAUCCAGAGUGUACCUAAUUAUGGGAGAAUAGAACAUCUCAAGCACAUGAAUUAAUUGUCAUUGAGUGAGGUGCACCUGGACCUGGUCUGUGCCCCGCUGUCUCCUGUUAGUCAUUUGCUAUUGUCCUUGUGUCCUGGCUGCGGUUAUUAGCUCAAUGAGGUUUAAACUCCUAGUGCAGGACCAUUUUGCUGACGUCCUUUCUUCCUGGCCACUCUGCUUGGAAGAGAGUGGGGAGGGGACCAGCCAUGGAUGCCAGGGAGGGGCACACACCGUGUUAGCUGCAGCAAAGGGCAGAGGCUGGAGGGAGGCAGGCAGACCAGGGCAGCAGUCGCCUUGGCAGCUGGCUUGGUAAAGGACAGGGGGGAGACAGGCAGGUGAGUCCAAGGUGCUGCGAAGUUUUAAGGAGGGGAUGAAGUUGAGGAAGAUUGAGCAGUCAGAUGAAUACAGUAAAACUUCAUGGACUCUUAACACAUUCAAGAUUUGUGGUCAGCCAGAGCCCUCUUGGCUGAAGUUUACAGGGGGAAAAGUAGUGUGAAGAUAAUUGCAGGGAAAUGUCUAAUGCAUGUGCAUAUAUAAACAGUGCAAAAUAUUUUCAACUCUUCAGAGACGCCAUUUAUAUAAAAAUAAAUAGGCUUAUUUACUCAUUAAACUAUAUUGGAAGAGUCAGUGAAUAUAUUUGAAAGUAAUAAUCCUGAAUUUCUUUCAAGCUAUUCUAUGAUUUAGAGUGGUUCUCAGGAAUGAGUAAAUGAUUACUGGCUUUAGCUGUAUAUUUGAGGCCUGGUUAAAGAAUAUGUGGAUUAUCCAGGACCAGUGUUUUCUUUAACCUCUUGCUUUUCUCCAACUGUAAUAUGAAAAUGAUGUCUCUUUUCAUGCAUAUGAGCUCAAAUCUUGCAGUUCCUUUAAAUGAAAGACUCCUGAGGUGUCUGAGUAGACAGAGCAGUUCCAGCUGAGGAGGAUCCGAUGCGUCACUUUCCAUAGUUAUCAGCCCUGGGCCACUUCAAGCACAGGGAAGGGAAACAGCUAGACAGAUCCCAAGGUCAUUUCUAGCCCCAGGAUCCUCCGACUCCAACCUAGCUCUGUGAGCAAACCGGAGAGCUCCAAGCAUGAUCGUCAUGACGAGCCCCAGGGAGGCAAGUAAAACAUCUGAAGGACAGCAAAAUAUUGGUCAUUUUGACUAAUUCUUGGGAGCAUGCAAGAAGACUGAAAAGUAUUUAUUUCGUUAUUUCCUCAGAUUAAUUUAUUUGAAAAGUGACAGCAGAAGCCUUUUGUUCUACUAAAGCCUGCAGACUUAGAAAGAAAAUAUAUCAAUCAUAUAUAUAAUUGUAUAAUGAUCUGCAUAUUGGGAGAACAGUAAUUUAGUGGGAGGGGGUUUCCCCUUAGAGAAAUUGAGACUGCUCAUUGCUUAUUUAAGGUAAUAAUAUAAUUACUGAUUAAGUAUAACAAAUUAACCAUAAUAUAAUGAGUUUCUUUUCUAGCAAAUGUACCAGAACACAUCCAUACAAAAAGACCAACUGUGGAGAAACCAGAUUAUCUUGACGGUCCUGGCCUUUCUCAGUGCAUGUUGAGAUGCCUCUCUGAGGCCCUUCUUCAGGGUAAUUGUUUUAUUUUAAAACCAACCAACAAAAUCCCUCUUUUUUAUUGUUGAAACCCAUUUGUCAUCCAAAAUGUAAUAUCUAUUACGUGGCUCUGUGUUACUUAGUCCUUUUGACUAAUUAUAAAAAUCAUAGUCACAAAGAAAGAUUUUUUUUCAUCAUUGAGGAUAUCUAAAGGGUACAAUAUGUUUAGUGCUUUAUUAGGUGAGACUUUUGACAUGAACAUCAAUC